CCAGUGCACAGUGUAUAAGAUACCAAACUACAUAAUCCAGUAAAAAAACACCAUGGCAGACGUCCAAGAAAGUACCUCCGACACCACGGACUCUUCCGACUCCCCCAGCACGACCACCAACAAGUUCAACUGGAUCAAACAGCAGGCCAGGUCGCGGAACAACCCCUUCUUCAAACCCCGACCCUCACUCACCAGGGAGAGUUCAACUUCCGAGCUGUUCUCGAGAACGAACUCCAGCGCGGACUUCUUUCAGAGCUCGCGGCUGAAUCUCUUCGAUACAGCGCCGAAGCCGGAGACGAAUGAGAGAUUUGGGAAGGGCGUAUCGUUCAUAGGAUGGCACCAGCGGUCGCGGUUGGAGCGAGUGCUGCUAGUGCUGACAGCUUUGCUGACGUUGGCAGUUUUUCUGACUACCUGCCUGCUGUUAGCCAUGCGGGGUCCAACGUACCUUCCCGUGCCGCCAUGCUACCAACCUGAACCUAAAGAAAGCAGCGUCUGCCUGUCCAGCUCCUGCAUCUACACAGCCAGCGAGGUCAUCAGGGCCCUCGACGAGACCCAGAACCCCUGCGAGGAUUUCUACGAGUUCGCUUGUGGGGGCUGGAUGAAGAACAACCCCAUCCCAGAGGGCAAGUCGCAGUGGGGCAUCUUCAGCAAGAUUGAGCUUCAGAAUCAGCUCAUCAUACGAUCUGCUUUAGAAAAUGUCAACAUUUCUGACAAAAACGGGGGAGAGUACAAAGCAAGAGUGUACUACGAUGCGUGCAUAGACACGAAUGAGACCAUAGAAAAACUGGCGGAGAAGCCUCUAGUGGACGUGAUCAACAAACUGGGAGGCUGGCAUUUACUCGACAAUAAUAAAAAUUCUUUGACCAACAGUACCAAAAAUAAUACUAUUUUAAGCAACGCUACCAAAGAUACUAUUAAGGACUUCGACCUACAAGAGCUUCUUCAAAAUAUACAGAAUAAGUACAAUUUGGGUGGAUUAUUUAAUUGGGCGGUAACUGAAGAUGACCGGAAUUCUUCAAAAUAUAUUAUAGUUCUAGACCAAGGCGGUCUAAACCUUCCAACGCGCGACUACUAUUUAAACAAAAGUGCACACGCGAAAGUUCUCGAAGCCUACCUCAACUACAUGACCAGAGUAUGCGUCCUCUUAGGCGCGAACGAGACGAAAGCUAAAGAGCAAAUGAGUAAGGUGAUCGAAUUCGAGACGGCUCUGGCUGGGAUAACUACUCCUUCUGAGGAUAGAAGGGAUGAAGAGGGUCUUUAUAACCCUUUCACGUUGAAACAGUGGCAGAAGGAAGCGAAUUUCCUGAAUUGGACGGCGUUCUUCAAUGAUGCUUUUAGAUUAGUUGGAAGAAGUAUAUCAGAAAAUGAAAGAAUCGUCGUAUACGCACCUGAAUAUUUUCGAAACCUCACUAAAGUAAUAAAGAAUUACACAAGAUCAAAAGAAAAGAAAACGAUCCUAAAGAACUAUCUCAUCUGGCAAGUGUCUCGCUCGCUCUCGACGUACCUGUCUAAAUCUUUCCGAGAUGCAACCAAAAUUCUACGGAAGGCAUUAUACGGCUCUGAAGGCACGGAGGAGUCUUGGAGAUAUUGUGUUACGGACACUAAUAAUGCUCUUGGAUUCGCAGUCGGCGCCAUGUUCGUCCGGGAAGUGUUCCACGGCGAAGCCAAGACGCAAGGGGAACUGAUGAUCGACAACAUAAGGAACGCGUUCAAGAAUAACCUCAGGAACUUGGACUGGAUGGACUCUGAGACCAUGAAGGCUGCUGAGACGAAAGCGGAUGCUAUUACGGAUAUGAUAGGCUUCCCCGACUACAUCCUUCAGAAAGAGGAAUUAGACAAACAAUACGAGGAACUGACCAUCCACCCCAACGAGUACUUCCAAAACAACAUCGCCUUCAACCUGUUCAGCUUGAAAAACGACUUGAAGAAAUUGGAUCAGCCAGUCAAUAGGACCAAAUGGGGAAUGACACCAUCAACAGUAAACGCCUACUACACUCCAACCAAGAACCAAAUAGUUUUCCCCGCCGGUAUCCUGCAGCUGCCUUUCUACGACGGUGACAACCCUAAGAGCGUCAACUACGGAGCUAUGGGAGUUGUUAUGGGGCACGAGUUGACGCAUGCGUUUGAUGACCAAGGCCGAGAAUAUGACAGAUUUGGGAACCUGAACCAAUGGUGGAACAAUGCUACCAUAAACCGCUUCAAGAAGAGAGCCAAGUGCAUCCAGGAGCAGUACUCCAGUUAUUCUAUGGAGGGACAGCAUUUAAACGGGAAGCAGACUCUGGGCGAGAACAUAGCUGACAAUGGAGGCCUGAAGGCAUCAUUCCAUGCCUACCUGGACUAUAGCAGAACGGAAGCCAAAGUGAACUUGACUCUCCCAGGACUGAAGUAUAACCAUAGACAAUUGUUCUUCAUCUCUUUUGCACAGGUAUGGUGUUCCUCAAUGACCAAAGAAUCUACUAAAAUGCAAAUAGAAAAAGAUGACCAUACUGUUGCAAAAUACAGAGUAAUAGGCCCAAUUUCUAACCUGAAAGAGUUUUCCAAGGAGUUCAACUGUCCCAUGGGCUCUAAAAUGAAUCCGAAACAUAAAUGUGAAGUAUGGUAAUGCUGAGCGGAUUGUUUUGCCGGUUUGGCGCGUUUUGAGAGCUUCAGUGCUGCUGCGUUCCUAUAUUUACUACGCCUGAAGUGUGUUAUUGUUAUUGCGUGUAAAAUUAAACUCGCUUAACAAAAAUAUUAGCAUUUCGAAGGCAAAGACAGUGUUUCGCUCUUCAACCAAAUAAUAUAAAUAAAAAUUCACUUUAAGAACUAAAAACUGCCAGUUUCGUUACGUGUGACGUUGUGAUGUGACACUGACAGUUGGGAGUUGGGACAAGUAGUACAAUUCAGAACAGAAGUGCUUUAAGCUUGUGUUACACCUACCUAAAUUUAGCAUCCUAAAUGAUUGUAUUCUUUAUUUAGAAAAUUGCCUAAGUAUUCUAAGUAACCUGUUAAAGGUUAAUUUAGGCUUUCCUGGAUUAGGUAUCUAGAUCAUUUAGGAUGAUAUAUAAAAGAAGAUGUAGCACGUCAUUUAACCCUAGUACUCAUAAUCCAGCUCGCAGUCCUCCAAAACCAGAAGGCAGCUUAUCUGUUAAAGUAAGAAAAUAUUGUAGGUAAAUAUUACCAUCCUUCUUUAAGAGAUAGCUGCCUUAUGCUCUUGGAAGACUACAGUCAGGUCUGUAAGUAUGAGUAUCUACUAGGUUUUAAGAAUUAUAUAUAAUAUACUUUACAGUUCAUAUGGUCCUCCAUCAAGACACCCUGUGCUAUAAUAAGCACAUUACGUAACUACGUCGAAAAUUUAAAUUACCAUAUGUACUGUAAAACGUUGUGCGACACACGUGCGAAUAGGUAAUUCGCAACUCGUGUCGAUUUAAAUUUGUUCGUAUUUUAAAAUUCGCCACUCGUUGCGAAUUUUGCACUUGUAUCGUAAAUAUCCAUAAGCUCCAUACACUCAUACGCUCGAAGUAUAAAGGUGAUGAAGAAAAGAUUUUGUAAAAUAAAAAAGUACCAAAUUGGAAUAUGCUGAAUCUAUUUAAAAUAAAAUGCCUCAAAUGCUUGUGAGAAUGAACGAUUGUUAUUCAUAAAAGGAUGUAGGAUGAUUGGGCAUUUUUAUAAUCGUUGUAUAUUAAUGAGCUUAGAGUAGUCGUGAUGAAAACGGAUUAACGGGUUACUGGUCAAAUAGAAUCAAUGUAUAAGUUAAUGGAAAACACUAUACGAAACUUAUGUGUGCCAUCCUAUGUUCAUAUUAAGUAUAUACAUUUUGUAAGAAUAGGCGUAAUGGGUUUUAUGUUAUUUAUAGAAUUAUGUGAUCCUAAUUGACCGUAUUAUUUUUAUUGUAACUUUUAUUUACCUAUAUCUCAGUGUCAAAAUCUCACCAUCAAAUAAUAGCUUGGCAUAAAACUUGGUUUAAAAAUUGAGAUCUUUAGAAUAACGUAAUCUGUAUGUCAAGUUGCCGUGAUAACUCAUUUAUUGUGUUGUUUACUGUGUUGUUUGUGAAAAUAUAGGUGUUUUAGUUUCGUGUGGGAUGGGAUGAAAAAUACGCAGCGCCAAUAUUUCGGCCAGUAGUGACAAGUGAUGUCAGCAACACACUACAACAACUGAACUGAACAAACAAAUAAUAAUUAGCAAAACAUGCGUCACAAUUAAUUACAUAUAAACAACGUUUUAUUUUUGAAUAGGUAUAUUUUUAUUAUAUGUAAUUGAAUAUUUAGGUGUUUGUGUGAUGUUUUGACGUACUUAAUUUUAAGCAAAUAUGUAACCGUAUGGUACGUAGUACCAUGUAUAGUUUUUAAAAUAGCGAUAUGUAGACCAUUUUCAGUCAAACCUUGAUAAGUGGGAUAUAUCUCAGAUAAAACAAUUGUUAGGAUUUACUCUGGCAAACCCAGUUUGUCAGUGACAGUUUGACGAAAGACCCCUCAUAAAAUAUAAAAAUUAAAUGGAUUGGAUUUCUCUUACAACCCGCUUAUCUGGGUUUUACUAGAUAUACAUCUUAAAUGUUAAUCUAAAAAUGCUGGACAUUUUUACCGUUUUGUACAGUGCUGACUUAAAGUACGAGAUACUUUAUACUAAGCAGUAGAGCCAAUAUUGUCUUAUUCUGUUUUAUUUUUUGUGCCACAAGUGCGUGAUAUUUCACUUCGCGUUAAAUUAAAAAAAAAUAUUGUAGGUAUAGGAUUUGUUACACCUCUCUAAAUGUAGAAUCCUAAAUUAUUUGUUCACCUUAUUUAGCUUACAAAUAGUUUCUUUUGGUGUAUAAAUAACAGGAUACUAUAUUCAGAAAGGUUGGCAGGCCCUUGAAUAUAAAUAUGAAUAUAAUGUUAUACAUAAUUUUAAAUUUUUCUGUCUAUUUUAUUCAGACGAGUUAUCUGCAAAACGUAUUUUGCAACUUUACUUUUCUAUGUUAGAUGUUAUUCUUUUGUUAUAAUUAAGUCACUGAUAGAAUUUAUUUUGUUAUUAUUUACUCUUAUACCUCUCCGUAAUAAAUGGGUAUGUACA
Messenger RNA from Cydia strobilella, 5025 nucleotides. It is a transcript of the gene Nep3, whose product is annotated as endothelin-converting enzyme homolog. The record is from RefSeq and is a predicted model, not a curated record. Gene Ontology annotation, molecular function: metalloendopeptidase activity. The transcript has 15 exons. Gene Ontology annotation, cellular component: plasma membrane. Lineage: Eukaryota; Metazoa; Arthropoda; Insecta; Lepidoptera; Tortricidae. Gene Ontology annotation, biological process: proteolysis. The coding region runs from base 53 to 2602 and encodes 849 amino acids.